This is a messenger RNA of Pelodiscus sinensis (Chinese soft-shelled turtle), 2949 nucleotides long. Lineage: Eukaryota; Metazoa; Chordata; Testudines; Trionychidae. The record is from RefSeq and is a predicted model, not a curated record.
AUGGUACAGGCCGUCCUUGCUCGUGUCCAUUGUGCGGUGCACGACGGGGAGCGUGCCCAGUGUGCGGUGCACGACGGGGAGCGUGCCCAGUGUGCGGUGCACGACGGGGAGCGUGCCCAGUGUGCGGUGCACGACGGGGAGCGUGCCCAGUGUGCGGUGCACGACGGGGAGCGUGCCCAGUGUGCGGUGCACGACGGGGAGCGUGCCCAGUGUGCGGUGCACGACGGGGAGCGUGCCCAGUGUGCGGUGCACGACGGGGAGCGUGCCCAGUGUGCGGUGCACGACGGGGAGCGUGCCCAGUGUGCGGUGCACGACGGGGAGCGUGCCCAGUGUGCGGUGCACGACGGGGAGCGUGCCCAGUGUGCGGUGCACGACGGGGAGCGUGCCCAGUGUGCGGUGCACGACGGGGAGCGUGCCCAGUGUGCGGUGCACGACGGGGAGCGUGCCCAGUGUGCGGUGCACGACGGGGAGCGUGCCCAGUGUGCGGUGCACGACGGGGAGCGUGCCCAGUGUGCGGUGCACGACGGGGAGCGUGCCCAGUGUGCGGUGCACGACGGGGAGCGUGCCCAGUGUGCGGUGCACGACGGGGAGCGUGCCCAGUGUGCGGUGCACGACGGGGAGCGUGCCCAGUGUGCGGUGCACGACGGGGAGCGUGCCCAGUGUGCGGUGCACGACGGGGAGCGUGCCCAGUGUGCGGUGCACGACGGGGAGCGUGCCCAGUGUGCGGUGCACGACGGGGACCUGGGCCAGGCCGAGCCUUCCUGCAGGUCUGUGCCGGGGGUGCCCAUCCCCCGGUACCAGCUGUGCCCAGCACCCAGUGCAAGGCCCUGGGCAGCCUACCCCCAUCCCCCGGUACCAGCUGUGCCCAGCACCCAGUGCAAGGCCCUGGGCAGCCUACCCCCAUCCCCCGGUACCAGCUGUGCCCAGCACCCAGUGCAAGGCCCUGGGCAGCCUACCCCCAUCCCCCGGUACCAGCUGUGCCCAGCACCCAGUGCAAGGCCCUGGGCAGCCUACCCCCAUCCCCCGGUACCAGCUGUGCCCAGCACCCAGUGCAAGGCCCUGGGCAGCCUACCCCCAUCCCCCGGUACCAGCUGUGCCCAGCACCCAGUGCAAGGCCCUGGGCAGCCUACCCCCAUCCCCCGGUACCAGCUGUGCCCAGCACCCAGUGCAAGGCCCUGGGCAGCCUACCCCCAUCCCCCGGUACCAGCUGUGCCCAGCACCCAGUGCAAGGCCCUGGGCAGCCUACCCCCAUCCCCCGGUACCAGCUGUGCCCAGCACCCAGUGCAAGGCCCUGGGCAGCCUACCCCCAUCCCCCGGUACCAGCUGUGCCCAGCACCCAGUGCAAGGCCCUGGGCAGCCUACCCCCAUCCCCCGGUACCAGCUGUGCCCAGCACCCAGUGCAAGGCCCUGGGCAGCCUACCCCCAUCCCCCGGUACCAGCUGUGCCCAGCACCCAGUGCAAGGCCCUGGGCAGCCUACCCCCAUCCCCCGGUACCAGCUGUGCCCAGCACCCAGUGCAAGGCCCUGGGCAGCCUACCCCCAUCCCCCGGUACUGGCUGUGCCCAGCACCCAGUGCAAGGCCCUGGGCAGCCUACCCCCAUGCCCCGGUACCGGCUGUGCCCAGCACCCAGUGCCAGGCUCUGGACAGCCUACCCCAUCCCCCGGUACAGGCUGUGCCCAGCACCCAGUGCCAGGCUCUGGACAGCCUACCCCAUCCCCCGGUACAGGCUGUGCCCAGCACCCAGUGCCAGGCUCUGGACAGCCUACCCCAUCCCCCGGUACAGGCUGUGCCCAGCACCCAGUGCCAGGCUCUGGACAGCCUACCCCAUCCCCCGGUACAGGCUGUGCCCAGCACCCAGUGCCAGGCUCUGGACAGCCUACCCCAUCCCCCGGUACAGGCUGUGCCCAGCACCCAGUGCCAGGCUCUGGACAGCCUACCCCAUCCCCCGGUACAGGCUGUGCCCAGCACCCAGUGCCAGGCUCUGGACAGCCUACCCCAUCCCCCGGUACAGGCUGUGCCCAGCACCCAGUGCCAGGCUCUGGACAGCCUACCCCAUCCCCCGGUACAGGCUGUGCCCAGCACCCAGUGCCAGGCUCUGGACAGCCUACCCCAUCCCCCGGUACAGGCUGUGCCCAGCACCCAGUGCCAGGCUCUGGACAGCCUACCCCAUCCCCCGGUACAGGCUGUGCCCAGCACCCAGUGCCAGGCUCUGGACAGCCUACCCCAUCCCCCGGUACAGGCUGUGCCCAGCACCCAGUGCCAGGCUCUGGACAGCCUACCCCAUCCCCCGGUACAGGCUGUGCCCAGCACCCAGUGCCAGGCUCUGGACAGCCUACCCCAUCCCCCGGUACAGGCUGUGCCCAGCACCCAGUGCCAGGCUCUGGACAGCCUACCCCAUCCCCCGGUACAGGCUGUGCCCAGCACCCAGUGCCAGGCUCUGGACAGCCUACCCCAUCCCCCGGUACAGGCUGUGCCCAGCACCCAGUGCCAGGCUCUGGACAGCCUACCCCAUCCCCCGGUACAGGCUGUGCCCAGCACCCAGUGCCAGGCUCUGGACAGCCUACCCCAUCCCCCGGUACAGGCUGUGCCCAGCACCCAGUGCCAGGCUCUGGACAGCCUACCCCAUCCCCCGGUACAGGCUGUGCCCAGCACCCAGUGCCAGGCUCUGGACAGCCUACCCCAUCCCCCGCGAACGAAGGGGCGAUCUUGCUGCAGCAGGUGGCCCUGCCCCUGGUCACGGUGAGCCAGUGCCAGCAAUACUGGGGCAACCGCAUCACCAGCUCCAUGAUCUGCGCGGGAGGGGCCGGCGCAUCCUCCUGCCAGGCGCUCACUGGUCGGCAGCAGAAGACUGAACUGACGUCCCACUCAGCCAGUUUCCUGCCGGUCCCUUUGGUGACCGUGACCAUUAUUUCAGACCCGUAUGUGGUGAGUGGCUGCUCUUCAGGCUAG